This is a messenger RNA of Cladophialophora immunda, 2390 nucleotides long. RefSeq lists its product as uncharacterized. Bases 103 to 1530 code for a protein of 475 amino acids. The transcript has 2 exons. Gene Ontology annotation, biological process: regulation of transcription by RNA polymerase II. Gene Ontology annotation, molecular function: chromatin binding. Gene Ontology annotation, cellular component: SWI/SNF complex; NuA4 histone acetyltransferase complex. Lineage: Eukaryota; Fungi; Ascomycota; Eurotiomycetes; Chaetothyriales; Herpotrichiellaceae. The record is from RefSeq and is a predicted model, not a curated record.
GCUAGAGCUAUUCCGUCUGGAGGGGCAAGGCAAACACGCAUUUGGGCGACUCGAUGACACGCAUCUGAAUCCGUUUCGUCUCGUGCAUCAAACCUGGCUACAAUGGCAACUACCUUGACGUCGCGAGACGAGCCCAAAGCCGCAGAGUACGCUGGAGAUGAAGUCGCUGCCUUGGUGCUCGACCCAGGCUACUCCAGCGUGCGCGCCGGCUUUGCGGGCGAAGAUACUCCCAAGUCGAUUGUCCCUACGUUCUACGCCUCGACCGGUUCAACCCGAUAUUUUGGGGACCACGCAAUCGAUUUGCCGCGUGAAGAUGUCGAGAUCAAAAAUCCCAUGGGAAGAGACGGCAUUGUGGAAGACUGGGAUGCAGCCGAGGCGCUGUGGAAGUUUUCGUUCGCGCACAAACUGACGGGCGUGCGACCGAACCGGGCACUCCAAGAUUGGCUCAAUGACCCGACGGCGGUACCAGACCUCCAGAAGGCAAUGGCAGAUGCGGUCGACACGGAGCGGUGCCUGGAAGAUCACCCCCUCUUCAUGACCGAACCUUCGUGGAAUCCUACAAAGGCGCGAGAAAAGUGCGUGGAGAUUGCGCUGGAGUCCUGGUCAGCGCCAGCAUUCUACCUUGGAAGGGCUGGUGUGAUGGGCGCGUUUGCCGCGGGUAGGCCCACUGCGCUGGUGCUGGAUUUUGGCGCGUCCCAGGUUUCAGUCACGCCGGUGCAUGAUGGCAUGAUUUUGAAGAAGGGUAUCAUGCGGUCGAACAUCGGAGGAAACUUCCUAUCGUCGCAGGUGCGCAACAUGCUCGAAGCCAACGAGCCAGACCCGAUAACCAUCACGCCCCAUUAUCUUGUUCAGUCGAAACAGCCUGUGGAUGCUGGCCAGCCGGCCAAUGCGGUGUUGAAGCAAUUCCCAGAAGGGUUCCAACCGCCACGACCAUCGUUCCGACGCUAUCAGGAAGAGAAGGUCGUUCUCGAAUUCAAGGAGAUCGCGCUGCAGGCAUGGACGAAUCCCAACACGCCAUUUCGAGGACAGGGCGAAAUGAUAGCGCGGGAGCAACAAUACGCGCAUCCCUUUGAGUUCCCCGACGGGUAUAACCAGACAUUUUCGUCUGAACGAUUCAGACUGGUGGAGUCAAUAUUCGACCCGCAGUGCUACUAUGCACCCCCGUCCGAGUCCGAGGAAGCUCAACUGUACCCAGCCCCCGACGCGCAGGGCACAGUGACAGGGCUGGUCAAGGCCAGCCUUAACCAGGUGGACGUGGACAUCCGACCGUUUUUGCUUGGCAAUGUGGUCCUGACGGGAGCAGGAUCGCUCAUCCGGGGGUUACCAGACCGGAUCCAGCAGGAGUUGACCAAGCAAUAUCCCAGUACGCGAGUGCGAAUUCAAGCCUCGGGAAUGCCGGUGGAACGCAAGUUUGGAAGCUGGAUUGGAGGCAGCAUCGUGGCCAGUCUAGGCACAUUCCAUCAGAUGUGGAUAUCCAAGAAGGAGUAUGAAGAACAUGGGGCCAGCAUUGUGGAAAAGCGCUGCAAGUGAGGAGGGAGGACCAGGGCACACGGAAGGGACAACUCUGCGAUACUGGGCCGCGUCGUGCAAGCCCGACGAAAGCGUCCAGGUGCAUGAAACUACUGAUUCAGGCUCGGAGAAUUGGGGUUUGCGACCUGCUGAGUAAAUGACUCGGGGAGGUUCACAGCGCAAUAUGGGAUCACGCGGGAUGCGACCAUUGCGGAAAUCCAGUGGAAGCGAGGUUAGGGAAAAAUGUAAACAAAGCCGUCGGGAAGCGUGGGGGGAUGUGCAAAGCCUGCUUUGGUGAGCGGCUCCGAACACUGGGAGGAUGCCAGCGUCCUGGAGAGCGGGUGAACGGCACAUGAUAGACGAGAGUCGAGGGCAAGGAGAAUGGUUCAGGCACCAAAACGGGCAUCGGCGAUGUGUCCAGGGCGAGGGAAUUGGGAAGCAAGCUGGGCUGAGCCAACCGGAUGGUGAAGCGAGGGCGGUGAAGGACGGAGACAAAGUCGGCACUGCUGGAGAGGCCCAGAUGGAUGGCACCCAAGAAGCGAACUGAUGAAGCAAUUGGGCCAGACACGCCGCCGUGUACAGCAGAGGGGCGAUUGUGUAACCUGUCAGCAUGUGCGGCACAUGCACCACCUGCAGGCCGUCUGCACCUGAACCAGAAACUCGGGUCGGCCAUGGAAACAAUAAUACAGUAGCUAAAUCAGAGGGUCCCGAGGUCUGCAGAUGGUCCGCACGACGUGCCUGUGCAUGAUGAGUCUGGGUCUGGUGACACCUGCGACACGGGGGGGUGCUUAGGCAAGGAGGGCUAAGUGCAUACCUAGGUCUAGGUAUUAUGUAGGAGCAUCAGUUAGGUACGCAAAUGAACUGUUAGGUGGAAAGCGGGG